GGCUGGUAAUGAGGUCGCUGUCCUCUGCUGGGAGAACACGCAGUCUGCUUCCCAGUAGGAACGCCAGAGGAACCAGAAACCAGCAUGUCGGAUCAGUCGGCCUUCGACACGGACGUAUGGACCCUGACCCGGUUCGUCAUGGAGACCGGGCGGCAGGCGAAGGGGGCGACGGGUGAACUGACACAGCUCAUCAACGCCAUGCUGACUGCCAUCAAAGCCAUCUCCUCUGCUGUGAGGAAGGCAGGUCUGGCCCACCUGCAGGGCAUGGCCGGCUCUGUCAACGUGACGGGGGACGAUGUGAAGAAGCUGGACGUGCUGUCUAAUGACCUGGUGAUCAACAUGCUGCGGGCCUCCUAUGGCACCUGCUGCAUGGUGUCUGAGGAGAACAAGGAGCUCAUCAUCACUCCCAAGGAUAAGAGGGGGAAGUAUGUGGUCUGUUUUGACCCUCUGGACGGCUCCAGUAACAUCGACUGCUUGGCUUCUAUUGGCACCAUAUUCGCCAUCUACAAACGGCUAUCAGAUGAGGAGCCCUCAGAGAAAGACGCCCUGCAGCCGGGUAAUAACAUCGUAUGUGCCGGCUACGCCCUCUACGGCAGCGCCACCCUCGUGGCCCUCAGCACCGGCGCCGGCCUCAACUUCUUCAUGCUGGACCCAGCCAUUGGCGAGUUCAUCCUGACUGAGAGGAACGUGAAGAUCAAGCAAAAAGGGAAGAUCUACAGUCUUAAUGAGGGCUACGCUAAAUACUUCCACCCCUCCAUCAAUGAAUACCUCAAACACAAGAAGUACCCUGAGGAUGGUAGUUCUCCCUACGGAGCUCGAUACGUCGGCUCUAUGGUCUCAGACGUUCAUCGAACCAUCGCUUAUGGAGGAAUCUUCAUGUAUCCGGCCAAUGAGAAGAGCCCCAAGGGAAAGCUGCGGCUGCUGUACGAGUGCAACCCCAUCGCCUUCCUCAUCGAGCAGGCUGGCGGCCUCGCCACCACCGGCACCCAGAGGAUCCUGGACGUCCAGCCGGAGGCGCUGCACCAGCGGGUUCCCUUCGUGGUCGGAUCCCCCGAUGACGUCAAGGAGUUCCUGUCCUUCGUCAAGAAGUUCUCCUGAAGCUGCAGCGGCCUCGUUUCACUUCAAGGACACCAAGAUUCAUACACUUUACUGUUCUGAUCGCAAGAAACUGUUGUUUACGUCAAGAGUUACUCCAGCUUGUUAUGUUAAAUCACAACCUUGAACAAACUGCAACAUUUAUAAAUCAUUAAAUAUCAUCUUUCAAAACAAA
Messenger RNA from Amphiprion ocellaris (clown anemonefish), 1270 nucleotides. RefSeq names its product fructose-1,6-bisphosphatase 2 (gene fbp2). The transcript has 7 exons. Gene Ontology annotation, molecular function: fructose 1,6-bisphosphate 1-phosphatase activity. Gene Ontology annotation, cellular component: cytosol; cytoplasm. The record is from RefSeq and is a predicted model, not a curated record. NCBI's taxonomy places the organism in Eukaryota, Metazoa, Chordata, Actinopteri, Pomacentridae. The coding region runs from base 85 to 1098 and encodes 337 amino acids. Gene Ontology annotation, biological process: fructose 6-phosphate metabolic process; fructose 1,6-bisphosphate metabolic process; sucrose biosynthetic process.